Messenger RNA from Rhinolophus ferrumequinum (greater horseshoe bat), 1803 nucleotides. RefSeq names its product mast cell protease 4-like. The record is from RefSeq and is a predicted model, not a curated record. The transcript has 9 exons. Lineage: Eukaryota; Metazoa; Chordata; Mammalia; Chiroptera; Rhinolophidae. Gene Ontology annotation, cellular component: intracellular membrane-bounded organelle; cytoplasm. The coding region runs from base 154 to 1638 and encodes 494 amino acids. Gene Ontology annotation, biological process: proteolysis. Gene Ontology annotation, molecular function: serine-type endopeptidase activity.
CCUCGGCAGCGUGGGUGAUGAAACCUAUCACACCAGCAGGAGAAUGGGACUGUGAACCCUCAAGCCCCACCCCACCUUCCUUCCUCUCGGGGGGCUAAAAGUCUGGCACGAGGAAGCACCAACAGCCACUAGCUGGGCAGCCUUCCCGGGAAGAUGCAGCUGCUCCUACUGCUGCUGGCCUUUCUCCUGCCCUCCAGGGCUGGGGCAGGGGAGAUCAUCGGAGGCCGAGAGGCCAGGCCCCAUUCCCACCCCUACAUGGCAUUUCUUCUGACCGAAACACCAAGAGGUCCAAGCACGUGUGGGGGGUUCCUGGUGCGAGAAGACUUUGUGAUGACAGCAGCUCGCUGCUUGGGCAGCCCUAUGCGUGUCAUUCUGGGGGCUCACAACAUCAGGAGACGGGAAAGGACCCAGCAGAGAAUAUCUGUGCUCAGAGCCAUCACCCAUCCUGGUUAUAAUCAGCAGAACAACCUGAAUGACAUCAUGUUACUGCAGCUGGAAAAUAGAGCCAGGCGGAAUCGAUUCGUGAGGCCAGUGGAUCUCCCUCAGAGUAUGGCCAGGCUGUGUGCUGGGGCUGUGUGCACUGUGGCCGGCUGGGGCCUGGUCAGCCUAAACAGGAGAACAGACACACUCCGGGAUGUACGGCUGCGCGUGCAGAGAGAUCAGGAGUGCAACGGUCGCUUUGAUGUCUACAACGGCCGAAGGCAGAUCUGUGUAGGGGACAAAAGGCAGAGCAGCACCACCUUCCGGAUAUUUGCCCUGGGAUAUCCACUCCUCUCUUCUCUUCAUGAUACUCCUCUUACAAGCACUGAAAAAUCAAUCCUUCACAAGAGAUCUUUGUGCUUAGAUCCCUCCACCGUGGCAGCAUCAACAGACCAUCCAAAUGUUCAAAACUAUAUCAAUCACAUACAGCAUCUAGGAGGAGAAAGUUAUUCCUGGAUGGUUGUCUUAAGAGGUGAGAUUAUCGGUGGCGUUGAGUCCAAGCCACACUCCCGCCCCUACAUGGCCCAUCUGGAAAUAAUCGGUGAACAGGGUGUUGUUGGCAACUGUGGUGGGUUUCUGAUAAGCCGAAAAUUUGUGGUGACAGCUGCUCACUGUAAAGGAAGAAAAAUUACUGUCACUCUUGGAGCUCAUGACAUGAAACAGGAAGAAUCCACAUGGCAGAAGCUAGAAGUCACAAAACAAAUCAUUCAUCCGCAAUACAACUCUUUCACCAAUCUCAAUGAUAUCAUGUUACUGAAGCUAAAAGCGAAAGCCCAGCUGACCCAUGCUGUGGGAACAGUACCCCUGCCCACCCGGUCUACUUUUAUUCAACCUGGGAGAGUGUGCCGGGCCACUGGCUGGGGGAGAACAGGAGUGAAAAAGCCAGGGUCAGACACUCUGAGAGAGGUGAAGCUGAGACUCAUGAAUGCCAAAGCCUGCAAGCGCUUUCUGUUUUACAACCAUAACCUACAAAUCUGUGUGGGCAACCCCAGGAAGAGAAACUCAGCAUACAAGGGGGACUCUGGGGGCCCCCUUCUGUGUGCUGGGGUGGCGCAAGGUAUUGUGUCAUAUGGACGUGAAGAUGCAAAGCCUCCUGCUGUCUUCACUCGAAUCUCCCCAUAUGUGCCCUGGAUUAAUAAAAUCUUAAAGAGCAAGUAGCCACAGAAGCCUGGCCAGCCUCAUGGAGAAUCCCAAAGCCAGAGCUCUCCCAAGGUAGCCCCUGGGUUCCAUGGGAGCCUGGCCCUAGCCUGAGUCCAGGGAGGUUCCCAGAGGCACACAAAUCCCCUGCUGAUUGUACCCCCAGCAAACUUCAAUAAAGAUGCA